UUAAGUUAAAAUGGAAGCAGUGUGAAACAUGACACCGUUUAGUUGUACGGUUUUAAUGUGUUGGCAGUCACUGCCACAUCAACAUAACGUCUCUAGCUGUGAAGGAAAACGUAACAGCAUUUGUUUCUACUCAUACAUUCCUCGCAGACAAUGUCCAACUGAUGAUGACUCGUUAAUGAAUAUGCAAUAUGAAAUAUAGAUUUUUAUAUUCAUAACAUAUACAGAUUACCUAGCCCAGUGUAACGGAAAGGAAUAGGAAUCAACUACCAGAACCGUGUGUUCAUAAUAAUCAGAAUACUGAAUGCCAAUGCAUUGUGUCAGUGCUUAGCUGCAUUAAAAUCGUUAUACGAACUACUUUUCAUAAGUGAAGUUUUACAUGCAGUAAACGCUUUAUUCAGAAUUGCAGAAUUAAGAAAGAAGGGUUCAGACCGAACUUUAACUUAAGAACGAAACGUAAAGCCGUGUGAAACUAAAAGUGUACUAUGAAUGAACUCGAGUGAAAACAGGAUUAACUAUGUCUUGUUUAUGUGAUACUGUCAGUAGUCCUCUCAGUUGACAUUUUAAAUAAUUAGGUUACAUGAAUUUGUUCUAAAUCAAAUAUUUAAACCCAAUUAACCUACUCGCAAUUACAAUGGGUUGUGGAAGUUGUGAAACACGUCUUAGUCUACAGAAAUAUCCAAUAUGCAGGGAAUUUUUAGCAGAAUUUUUAGGAACAUUUAUUCUAAUGUGUUUUGGAGAAGGUUCUGUAGCUCAACUUGUAUUAAGUGGCGGUAAAGCUGGUUCCCCGUCCACUAUAUACUGGAGUUGGGGUAUUGGCGUCACAAUGGGGGUUUAUGUUGCUGGUGGUAUAUCAGGUGGACAUUUAAACCCAGCUGUUACAUUAGCUACGGCUAUUUUAAGGAAAUGUCCGUGGAGAAAAGUGCCUGUUUAUAUGUUAGGUCAAUAUUUAGGAUCGUUUGUAGCCUCAGUAACGGUGUUUUUUGUAUACACAGAUGCUCUUAAUAAUUUUGAUGGAGGUGUGAGGGAGACUCAGGGGUCAACAGCCACAGCGGGUAUUUGGUCAACUUAUCCUCAAGCGCACCUUUCAACUCUCAAUGGUUUUGGUGAUCAGAUAUUUGGAACAGCACUAUUAUUAAUAUGUGUAUUAGCCAUCACAGAUGACAGAAAUAUGAAGACACCUACCGGUCUAGCACCAAUCAGUAUAGGAUUAGUGGUCGUAGCUAUCGGUAUGACCUUUGGAUAUAACUGUGGUUAUGCCAUAAAUCCUGCUCGUGAUCUCGCUCCAAGAAUAUUUACUGCGGUUGCCGGCUGGGGAGCAGAACCCUUCAGUUUUCGGGAUUAUAAUUGGUUCUGGGUGCCUGUAUUUGGAUCUCAUUUUGGAGCUAUUGUAGGCUCUGUUGUAUAUCAGUUAUGUGUUGGCCUCCAUUGGCCUAAUGAAAAUGAUGAAGUUUAUAAAGAAAAAGAAAUUGUUGCAGAUGAUGAAGACCAAUCCACAACUAACACUGUUCCUCUUCAACCUUUAAUACCAUUGACGAUCUAAACACCCACCGUUUCAUUUAUCCCGCUUUAUGUCAUAUCCGGCUUACAUAAUAUAUAGAAUAGAAUCUAUAGUUUAUAUGUCAGAAGACUAAAAUCAUUUCAAACUAAAUGUUGUCCUGCUUUUAUUACUUAACAUUUGAGAUUAAUAAAGACUUUUUUUAUGUCAAGUAGUUAAGAUCAUUUUGCGGGUAGACAACGUGAUUUUAAGGAUUGUCAGUCACAACGAGUCCGUUACCUCAAAUCAGAUUCUGGCCUGUGUAUUUGGUUAGUGCUAAAUGAUAAGGCCAGCUCAAUUUUCCGUCAUAGGUCACUAAAUUAAACAGGGCUAGCGUUAAUCCCAACUCUAACCUUAACCCUGGACCUAGCCCCAAUGCUUACCCUUUAUAACCUACAAUCUCGCCAACAAUCACAUGUCCGAACCUUAUUUACAUCUCAGCGACCUUGAUAAAAAUUGAGCUGGCCUUAAC
Messenger RNA from Patella vulgata (common limpet), 2006 nucleotides. Its product is annotated as aquaporin-7. Lineage: Eukaryota; Metazoa; Mollusca; Gastropoda; Patellidae. Gene Ontology annotation, molecular function: water channel activity; glycerol channel activity. The coding region runs from base 632 to 1540 and encodes 302 amino acids. The transcript is spliced from 8 exons. Gene Ontology annotation, biological process: glycerol transmembrane transport; water transport. Gene Ontology annotation, cellular component: basolateral plasma membrane; plasma membrane. The record is from RefSeq and is a predicted model, not a curated record.